UACAUCUUAAGUAAAUUUAAUCGAGAUUGUGUUUUUUUCUCAAUUCAAUGUUCAUACGUGGAAGAAAGAAGCUCAAAUGUCACUGUUCUUUCACCUUAAUUAUCUUCCCACUUUUUCUUAAUCAUUCAGUAACUUACUAAUUAACCCAUUCCCAUUCCUUUUCAUCUUCUCCCUAUAUAUAUUAUCCAUGGCUGUCUGUUUUCAAUAACUCAUCUUCCUCUUAGCUUAGCAUCUGGGUUCUCUGUUUUGUUUUCAAACCAGAUGAGGAAAAUUUCCGCCAUUGUUCUACUCCUAUGGGUGAUGAUGUAUGGUUUUGUUUCGUGUAAAGAAUGCACAAACCAAGUAUCUUCACACACUCUCCGAUACCAGAUGUCGAUAAACGAGACCUUGCAAAAGGAAAUGUUAAUUGGGCACGAUCAUCAUUACCAUCUUACGCCAACUGAUGAAUCCGCAUGGUCUGAAUUGCUUCCUGUUAAGGAUAAGGAGAAGGGGAUUAAUGAACAAGUUCCAUGGUUGAUGAUGUAUAGAAAAAUUAAGACUCCAUUAUAUCAUCAUCCAGGCGUGGAUGGAAAUUUCUUAAAAGAGAUUUCUCUUCAUUAUGUCAGAUUAGAUCCUGAAUCUCUUCAUGGCCAAGCUCAACAAACUAAUUUGGAAUAUCUAUUAAUGUUGGAUGUCGAUAGUUUGGUCUGGAGUUUUAGAGCCACGGCUGGUCUCCCAACUCUCGGUCAGCCUUACAGUGGUUGGGAAGACCCAUCUCAGGAACUUCGUGGCCAUUUUGUCGGGCAUUACCUUAGCGCGACAGCACAGAUGUGGGCUAGUACUCAUAACGAUGCCCUGAAACGGAGAAUGACGGCAGUGGUUUCUGCUCUGUCUGCCUGUCAAUUCUUUAUGGGUUCAGGCUAUCUUUCUGCUUUCCCGACGAGUUUCUUCGACAGGUUUGAACAAGUAACGUAUGUUUGGGCGCCUUACUAUACCAUUCAUAAGAUAAUGACAGGUCUUUUAGAUCAAUACAUUUUGGCAAGUAAUAGUCAAGCUCUCAAAGUUGUCAAUUGGAUGGCUGACUAUUUCUUCAACCGUGUUCAAAAUGUAAUCUUUAAGUAUAGUAUUGAAAGACAUUGGCUUUCCUUAAACGAAGAAACCGGGGGCAUGAACGAGCUUCUCUAUAGGCUAUACAUCGUAACGGGUAAUAAGAAGCAUUUGUUGCUGGCUCACCUUUUCGACAAACCAUGUUUUCUAGGAUUGCUUGCAGUCAAGGCUGAUGAUAUAUCUGGGUUUCAUGCAAACACUCAUAUUCCUAUUGUGGUUGGCUCUCAAAUGAGAUAUGAAGUAACUGGAGAACCACUAUACAAGGAAAUAGGAAUGUUCUUCAUGGAUAUUGUUAAUUCAUCUCACGUUUACGCAACUGGAGGAACAUCUGUGAAUGAAUUGUGGUCAGAACCGAACAGAUUGGCGAGCACAUUGGGGAAUGAUAAUGAAGAAUCUUGUACAACUUACAACAUGCUUAAGAUUUCUCGAAACUUGUUUAGAUGGACUAAGGAAAUGGCGUAUGCUGAUUAUUACGAGAGAGCUCUUACUAAUGGUGUCAUGAGUAUUCAAAGGGGAAGAGAACCUGGUGUUAUGAUUUAUUUGCUUCCACUUGGUCCUGGUUCUUCAAAGGCUACAACUUCUCAUGGAUGGGGAAACCAGUUUGAUUCUUUCUGGUGCUGUUAUGGAACAGGGAUUGAAUCGUUUUCAAAGCUUGGCGACUCGAUUUACUUUGAGGAAGGAGGAGAUAUUCCAGGUCUUUAUAUAAUUCAAUACAUAUCUAGUUCAAUCAAUUGGAGAUCAGGACAAAUCAUGUUAACACAGAAAGUACAACGCUUCGCUUCCUUCGAUCCACACCUUCGAGUAACACUAACCGCAUCGAAGUGCAGAGCAGGGGUUGAAUCAACUUUCCAUUUGCGCAUACCUUCUUGGUCUUAUUUCUACGGUUCUAAGGCAUUAUUAAAUGAAGAGAACUUAGCUUUACCAUCACCAGGUAAGUUUCUAUCAAUAACUAGGAAGUGGAAGUCUGGUGAUAAGAUUACUCUUGAACUUCCAUUUGGUCUAAGAACAGAGGCGAUUAAAGAUGAUCGGCCCGAGUAUUCAUCUCUUCAGGCUGUGUUAUACGGUCCUUAUCUUCUAGCCGGGUUAAGCAAUGGCGAUUCAGAUAUAAAAACAAGCAAAAUGGCAUCUCUUUCAGAUUGGAUAACUCCAAUUCCAAUAACCUACAAUUCACAGCUAAUUUCCCUAUCUCAACAAUCAGGAGACACAACAUUCGUAUUCACAAACUCAAACGACACAAUCACCCUGGAGAAAUACCCAUCUCCGGGAACAGACGCAGCCGUCCACGCCACUUUCCGACUGAUCAGGACAGACUCAAAGAUUUCAUCAGGAAAAGCAGCCAUCGGAAAAUACGUGAUGCUGGAGCCAAUGGAUUUUCCGGGGAAGUUGGUGGCGCAAAGGGGUGCAGGGGAAGAGUUAGUGGUUGCGGAUUAUGGGGUGAAAGGAGGGACUGUGUUUCAUAUGGUUGAAGGGCUUGGUGGGGAUAUGGAGACGGUUUCACUUGAAUCUGAUAGUGAAAGAGGGUGUUUUGUGCUUAGGACUGGUUCGGAUAUAACUCUGAGUUGCAGGUCUAACUUGGGUGAUUUGAAAUCGGUUCAUGCUUUUGAAGAGGCUGCAAGUUUUAAGAUGGAAGGUGGGAUAAGUGAGUAUCAUCCGGUUAGCUUUGUAGCUAAAGGGGCUAAUAGGAACUUUCUUCUUUCACCUUUGUUUAACUUGAGAGAUGAAUCCUAUACUGUCUAUUUCAAUGUUCAUUCUUGAAUAAUGUGAUAAGCUCAAAGCUUUGUGUAAUUUUUAGGGUAUAAAAGAAGAGUAUCAUUAGUAAUAAAUAAACUAUUUCAAUAUCCUUCAUA
Messenger RNA from Impatiens glandulifera, 2933 nucleotides. RefSeq lists its product as uncharacterized. The coding region runs from base 262 to 2841 and encodes 859 amino acids. Lineage: Eukaryota; Viridiplantae; Streptophyta; Magnoliopsida; Ericales; Balsaminaceae. The record is from RefSeq and is a predicted model, not a curated record. Gene Ontology annotation, molecular function: alpha-L-arabinofuranosidase activity. The transcript has 8 exons. Gene Ontology annotation, biological process: L-arabinose metabolic process.